Molecule: messenger RNA, 1236 nt
Organism: Marchantia polymorpha subsp. ruderalis
Lineage: Eukaryota; Viridiplantae; Streptophyta; Marchantiopsida; Marchantiales; Marchantiaceae
Source: the annotation of a GenBank genome assembly
CCUUCCUCCUCAUUCGAGAGUUCAGAAUUCAUCGUACACGUGAUCAUCCUCCAUCUCGUCGCUCAUCUUCGAUUUUUCCCAGCAGUCCAUUUUCUUCAUUAAUUUAGUGUCUCAUCAUGGCAUCGAUCAGUGCUUUGAACGCUACCGCCCUGCAGGUAGGAAACCUUCGAUGCAGCAAUGCAUCCUCCGCACCUUCGUCGAGGUCCGUGAGAAUUAGCUCCUCUGCUCAUCUCGGAGGAUCUCAGCUGAGGAUGGUCGGCGUUUCCAGCAGACAAGUGUCCAGGCCCUUCGCCGUGAGAGCCGAAGACCAGGGUGUAUUGGACUCUCUGAAGGAUGCUGCGAACAAGGCCGCAGAAAAUGUGAAGAGCGGAUUCAACAAAGCCGGUGAAAUGGUCUCUGAUGCCGCAGAGAACGUAAAGGGCAGCGCUCAGAAUACUGCAGAGACUGUCAAGGAAAAGGCCAAUGAUGCAGCCAGCGCUGGACGUGAGCAGUUUGAGAAUGCCAGCGACCAAGCGAAAAAGUCAGGGAAAGAUUUGAGGAACCAGGCCGAGAAUGUGAAGGACGACCUGACAGGAGGCGCUGAGAAGGCCGGAGACAACCUGAAGAGAAACGCAGACAAGGCCACGAACCAAGCACAAGACGCAGGACAAGAUCUGCGAUCAAAGUCGCAAAAUGUCGGAGAUGACUUGAAGAAGAACUUCGACAAAGCCACCGACAAAGCACAGAGUUUUGGAAAGGACGUGCAGGCCAAUGCUGAGAAUGCAGGAGAUGAUUUGAAGAAGAACUUCGACAAGGCCACUAGCAAAGCACAAGACGCUGGAAAAGAUCUCCAAAACAAGGCCGAGAAUGCAGGAGAUGACUUGAGGAAGAAUUUCGACAAGGCCACCAGCAAGGCACAGGACACGGGCAAGGACGCCCAAUCUAGCUUCAAGAAUGCUGCCCGCGAGGUAGAGGGUUCAGCCAGAGAUGCUGGAAAGUCUGCUCAGUCUGGCAUUGAUGAUGCAUCCAAGAACGCCAAGUCUGGUCUUAAUGACGCAUCCAGGAAGGCUGAGAAUGUCGCGAGGGAUUUAAAGCAUUAGAUUCGGUGGGACCUUGUACAAAAGAGAGUCUGUAGAACUGUGAUAUACUCGAUGGGAAAGAACCCUUUCUUCACAGUGUAGAACUAUUACUUGAAGAAUAGUGUGUCAACGCAGGGCAAAUACCUAUGCGCAAUUGUAUAUUGUUUUGCGAGUCUUC